Messenger RNA from Penicillium subrubescens, 1545 nucleotides. RefSeq names its product putative iron-regulated transporter. Gene Ontology annotation, molecular function: iron ion transmembrane transporter activity. Gene Ontology annotation, biological process: iron ion transmembrane transport. NCBI's taxonomy places the organism in Eukaryota, Fungi, Ascomycota, Eurotiomycetes, Eurotiales, Aspergillaceae. The transcript is spliced from 6 exons. The record is from RefSeq and is a predicted model, not a curated record. Bases 1 to 1545 code for a protein of 514 amino acids. Gene Ontology annotation, cellular component: membrane.
AUGGCCGCCCGCCGAAGCAAGCCGGCGACACUUGAUGAGAGCGAUCCUCUCAUCGUCGACCCUGAAAAUGUCGAGGUUGAAGCUUCAGCUCACACUGAGGAUGAAGACCAUCCCCUGAGCCAAAUCUCGACUAGGAUGACGUAUCGCCUCUACAUAUCACAUUUCCUGUCAACAUGGAAUUCCCGCGUCUUCGAAUUCGGGGCUGUCCUGUACUUGGCUACUGUCUACCCAGGAACGCUGCUUCCGAUGUCCGCCUACGCGCUUUCUCGUGGACUUGUGGCGAUUAUCUUCUCAUCCGCGGUGGGCUACUACAUCGAUGUCGGUAACCGUUUGCAGGUCAUUCGCGUUUCAAUUGUGUUGCAACGACUGGUUGUGGCUGCAUCGUGUGUAAUAUUUUAUUUACUGGCGACUGGACCUUCUAUGUCACGCGUAGCCAACGUGUGUUUGCUGGCGACUCUCACACUCCUGGCUUGUAUUGAGAAGCUAUGCUCUAUUUUGAACAUGGUAUCCGUGGAGAAAGACUGGGUUGUCGUCGUUGCGGGAACCGAUCAUGCAGGUCUAAGAACUAUGAACGCCCAAAUGCGACGUAUUGACUUGGCCUGCAAGCUGCUCGGACCUCUUUUCAUCGCUCUCAUUGAUGGCAUAUCAACGGAGACCGCCAUCAUGGUCAAUUUUGGGAUGAACGUCUGCUCAGUUGUGGUGGAGUACUACUCAAUCGCCAAGGUCUACGACGAAGUGCCAGAACUGCAGGAAGCAAAGAAAUUCCCUCAUAUGCCCCGAAACGAAGAACCUGCUCAGCAAGGAUUCUUUGUGCGUGGCUGGAGCGCUGUGUGCCAAGGCGUACGACAGGCUCUGAAAGACUUCGAUUUCUAUUUCCGACACCGAGUCUUUCUUCCAUCCUUUGCUGGAGCUUUGCUGUACUUGACAGUCCUAUCCUUUUCGGGGCAGAUGGUCACUUGGCUUCUGUCGACGGGCUACGAUUCGACGCAGGUCGCUGUUACAAGAACUCUGGCUGUUGCAUUUGAGGUAUUGGCUACCUGGGUCGCACCCUGGCUGAUGGGCAGGAUAGGGCCUACCCGGGCUGGUCUAUGGCUGGCAAGUUGGCAGAUUACAUGUUUGGCUGGUGGUUUCGCUAUCUUCUGGCAAUUCGCUAGCCAGCCUUUUCUUUCAGCAUCUGGUCUUGUCGGUGGUGUGAUUUUCAGCAGGCUAGGCUUGCGAGGGUUUGAUCUAUGUGCCCAGAUUUUGGUUCAAGAGGGCAUUGAUGCCAAGGCUCGAGGGUCCUUCUCAUCAACUGAAGCUGCAUUGCAGAACUUGUUUGAGAUCUUCUCCUAUAUCUCGACCAUAAUUUUCUCCCGUCCGGAUCAAUUCAAAUGGCCGGCCCUUAUCAGUGUGAUUUCUGUCGGCCUUGCUGGUCUUCUCUACGCGAUUUACGUUCGGAUUCAAAGGGGCCACUUGUUGCACUUGCCGAGCUGUUUUGCCCAUGAUUGCCUUCAUCGCUCUGGCCAAAGAGCUAUGGACAGAAUUUCCUCUUUCUCCGACAUGUGA